Theileria annulata is the source of this 771-nucleotide messenger RNA. Its product is annotated as cyclophilin, putative. Lineage: Eukaryota; Apicomplexa; Aconoidasida; Piroplasmida; Theileriidae. The coding region runs from base 1 to 771 and encodes 256 amino acids. Gene Ontology annotation, biological process: protein peptidyl-prolyl isomerization. The record is from RefSeq and is a predicted model, not a curated record. Gene Ontology annotation, molecular function: peptidyl-prolyl cis-trans isomerase activity. The transcript is spliced from 6 exons.
AUGAACAAGGUUCCUAAUCCCAGAGUGUUUUUUGAUAUAUCAAUAGCAGGAAGGAGAGCUGGAAGAAUGAUUUUCGAGCUUUUUAUGGAUAAAUUGCCUUACACAGCGGAAAACUUCAGAUGUUUAUGCACUGCUGUAUAUAGGGGAAACUGGACUAGGAUAUUAUCUCCGGCCAAGGUGGUACAAGAACACACCCAUACAUCGCAUUGUUACAGGAUUUGUGAGAUUAAUAACCUAAUUAAUCAAUUUAACAGAUGUGCCAAGGAGGUAAUUUUAAUACCGGGAACUCUUACGGAGGAGAAUCUAUUUAUGGACAAUAUAUGCGUGACGAGUCCUAUUCAUACCUGCACUCCAAAAGAGGUAAUUGUAACUAUCUAUCUAUCAUCAGGUGUCUUGGGAAUGUGUAAAACCAGAUUUAAAAAUUCAAAUUCAUCUCAAUUCUACAUCACGUUUAAGCCCUGCUCCUUUCUAGACAAUAAAAUGGUGGUAUUCGGCCACUUGGAGUAUGGAGAAGAUGUAUUGGAUAUGAUUGAAAAACAAGGAACAAUGGUUGGAAAAACGAAAAAGAAAGUUAACAUAUACAACUGCGGAGAAAUACCGAUUGAAACUAUAUAUGAUCCAAGGAUAAAAAAUGAAGUUACAGAGGCAAAAUAUAUCGCAAGAACAGAUAUAGAAAGACCAUUAUUUAAUGAAAAAAUGUAUAACCUAGAACAAUCAUACAAGACCAUAAUACCGGAAGAAGUAUACAAAAGAGCACAUUUUAACUUUUAA